UUGGUGCCGGAGCUGGGGAAGAGUACAGCUCCCUGGGAGAAUCAUGUUCCUUUCUCUUUGGGAAGGAGCCUCCCUGCAGACCCUCCUCCUCCUGUCUGCCAUUCUCCUGAUCCUGGCAUGUUACGUGCAGAGGAGGAGGCAGCGCCCUAAUUUUCCCCCGGGCCCUCCUCGACUGCCCAUAAUUGGCAACAUCUUUCAGAUGGGCCCUAAAAAUCCCCAAGACACCUUCCAAGAGUUUGCCAAGAAAUAUGGAAACAUUUUCUCCAUGGAACUGUUCGGUGCUCCCAUGAUAUUCGUAACUGGAUUACCACUGAUAAAGGAAGUCCUGCUCAAACAAGGCCAGGUGUUUAUUGAUCGCCCACAAACUCCUUUGAGCUCUUAUGCCUUUAAAAACAGUGGCAUAAGUUUGUCUAAUGGCCAAAUUUGGAAAGAACAAAGAAGAUUUACUUUAAUGACCCUAAGGAAUUUUGGCUUGGGAAAGAAGACCCUGGAACUUCGCAUCCAGGAAGAAGCCACAUACCUCAUUGAGGCUAUCAGGGAAGAAAAAGGACAGCCCUUUGACCCCCACUUUCAGAUCAACAACGCUGCUUCCAAUAUCAUCUGUUCUGUUACUUUCGGGCAUCGCUUUGAGUACCAUGAUUCCCAGUUUCGAGAGCUGCUAAAGAUCAUGGAUGAAGUCAUGUUGCUUCAAGGAAGGUGGGAGUGUCAGUUAUUCGAAAUAUUUCCUUGGAUAAUGAGAUUCUUGCCAGGACCUCACCAUAAGCUCCUUAGAAAAUGGAAGAAACUACAGUCUUUUGUAGCCCAUGUGAUCAAACAACACAAAGAAGAUCAGAGCUCAGAGGAGGCCCAGGACUACAUUGAUGCUUACCUGAAGGAGCUGUCCAAGGUAAUGGAGACAAGUGAUGUCAGCUCUAGUUUUAAUGAAGACAAUUUAGCUUCAUGCACCCUGGACCUCUUCUUUGCUGGGACAGAGACAACUUCAACUACUCUGCGGUGGGCUCUGCUGUACAUGGCCCUUUAUCCAGAAAUUCAAGGCAAAAUACAAGCUGAGAUCGACAGGGUGAUUGGUCAGUCCCGGCAGCCCACAAUGGCUGAUAAAGAAAAUAUGCCCUAUACUAAUGCGGCCGUUCAUGAAGUCCAGAGAAUGGGCAAUAUCAUUCCCAUGAAUGUGCCCAGAGUGGCCACAGUUGAUACCACAGUGGCAGGAUACCAUGUGCCAAAGGGGGCCUUAUUGAUGACCAAUCUGUCUGCCUUGCACAGGGACCCCAAGGAGUGGGCUACCCCUGAAACCUUCAACCCAGAACAUUUUCUGGAGAAUGGUCAAUUUAAGAAAAGAGAGUCCUUUCUGCCUUUCUCAGCAGGGAAGAGGGUCUGCCUGGGGGAACAGCUGGCUCGGGCUGAGCUCUUCAUUUUCUUCACUUGCUUGCUUCAGAGAUUCACAUUCCAGGCUCCCCCAGACACCAAGCUGAGCCUGGACUUCCGAGUUGGUGUGACCCUCUCUCCUGUCUCCUACCAAAUCUGUGCCCUUCCUCGAGAGACUCAGCCCAAGAUCGACCUAUAGGGGAGCCUGUCCAGGGGGUGGGGAAAGAUUUGGAAUCAACCUCAUUCUCCAUGGUCACCUAUCCUGCCUUUUGGAACUUGGGUAGAGAAAGGAAGAGAAGUUAAGACGGGAAGAAGAGAGACAACGGGAGGAUAGCCAUGGCCAAAUUUGAACCUUCCUGCUCCCCAAAAAAAGAGAGGCAUUAACCACACCCAAGGAAAGCAGAGUCCUUAUUAUAGCAUUUGGAGGUUGAGGACCUGAUGAAAAGUGUAUAAUCCUGUGUUUAACCAACAUAUAUCAAAGAGUUUGAAUGGGCUCCUUUAUCUCAAGUCCCCAUGCUCUUUCAUGAUAUCUGACAUUUCUAACCAACAUUUCUUAUAGACCUUCUGAAGGAACUUACUAAUUGAAGGCACAUUGCUCUCUGGGAAGGUCACUCCUUUACUACCUAAUUCAUAAGUAGGCAAUAGGGAGGAUGUGGUCCUACAUGGAGCAGAAGCCAAUUUGAAGACAAAUUACCAACUACUGAUGGGUAUCAAACUUCUUGUAAAGUGAAAAUUUGGACUCAACUCCCACGUCUAAUGCUUUCCAGAUGAAAUUGACUCCCCUCUCAGUCUCAGUUUAGUCAUCAAGAAAAUUAGUUUUGAGAUUUGAGAAAAUAAGAGUCUUCUAGAAUAGACGACCUCUACAAUCCCAUCCAGUUCUAAAUUUAUGGUUCCCUGAGGCAUGGAUUCUUGACCUGGGAUCCAUGAAUUUAAUUUUUCAUUUUGCUUUGCUUUGUUUAG
This is a messenger RNA of Gracilinanus agilis (Agile Gracile Mouse Opossum), 2322 nucleotides long. Its product is annotated as cytochrome P450 2J2-like. Gene Ontology annotation, molecular function: iron ion binding; heme binding; oxidoreductase activity, acting on paired donors, with incorporation or reduction of molecular oxygen, reduced flavin or flavoprotein as one donor, and incorporation of one atom of oxygen. The record is from RefSeq and is a predicted model, not a curated record. Gene Ontology annotation, cellular component: intracellular membrane-bounded organelle; cytoplasm. Bases 44 to 1561 code for a protein of 505 amino acids. Gene Ontology annotation, biological process: xenobiotic metabolic process. Lineage: Eukaryota; Metazoa; Chordata; Mammalia; Didelphimorphia; Didelphidae. The transcript is spliced from 9 exons.